AUGGGCGGUUGCUUCUCCGCUGAACCCACCACAAAGGCGGCUGCCGCCCUACAGCCGGUCUCGCAAGAGGAAGGGGAGCGGCCCUCUCUGACGACGGAGCCUCCGUGUAACUCCAUAGAGCGGCGUGCAGAGUCGCCGUUGCACUUCAUUGCCAUUCAGGGCGUCAUCCCGGGAGUCGGCCCCCAGUCGCACCAGAAGGAGUCCAACAACGGCUCAGCGGCAAUUGAUACCAGCGGAGAAGAGAAGGCGGGGCAGGCCGCGUUGUCGUCGGCGCAACGCUCCACGCUCACCUUCUGCACGAAAUUGAACGACCUGGAGUUGGGAGGGGAUGGACCCGCCGCGGACUCAAAUCUGGACUCCCGCAAGUACGCCUUCACUCCGGUUGUGUCCGUCGCCCCCUUUGCGGCGAGGGACUCGCGUAUCUUGACAGCCUCCAUGUUUAGAAAACUCUACGGCGGGUCUGGCGGCAACGCAGAGGAGGCAGAGGAGGCCGUGAAGGCUGCCGUCAAGGAUCAGGCCUCUACGCAGCGGACUGCAUCCCCAAACUCCGGGGCCAUUUCCGCUGUGGCGUCCAACGAGGAUACAAAUAACCCUGAACCGGCGCAGCCGCACUCCACAGACGGGGAUAAGCCGAAGGUGUCCGGCAAGUGCGAGACGUCUUCCCCCUCCAGCGUUCGCCCGAUGUCAGUGGGGGAUCUGAGCCAAACAAUACCGCCUGAAUCCCUGCACGCGCGGGAGGCCGUCGAGACGAGGCAGCAAGAGGGGGCGUCUCUCUCGGAACCCUCCCCUGCAAAUAGCAAGAGCGAGAAACGAUGGUGGUCCGGGCUUUUACGCCGCGAUAAUAAAGGACGCGGCAGUGGCAGUGGCAGCAGCAACAACGAGCCCAUUUUUGUGAAGGAAAAGGAGGGGAAGCGCAAGGCAUCCAAGGGCAACGCCAAUGAUGCAUCCAAAAAGGCAGAAAUGCCGAAGCUGUCGCGGGAGCAGUUUAUUAAUUGCGGCUUGCAGCGUCUGCGGCAGCGCCUGGAUGAUCUCAAGCUUGUAGAGCACCCCCUCAAGAAUGAUGGCAACUGCCAAUUUCGCGCACUGGCGCACCAGCUGUUGGGCUCCGAGGAUCUUCACGAGCUUGUCCGCGCGCACAUAGUCACCUACAUGAAAGGCGUGCGAGACCGCUUUGACUGCUACUUCGCAAGUAAGGAGGAGGCGGACGAGUACUACAAGUCGAUGCUAAAGGAUGGAAUAUGGGGUGAUGAACUCACCCUUCGCGCGGCAAGUGACAGUCUGCACGUAAACAUUCAUCUUUUGUCCUCGGAGGAGCAGAACUUUUACAUUACAUACCGCCCUGGUCCCGACUCUCACGCGCCCGUUUUCCUAGUGGAUGUCGCCACCAUUCGGCAGCAGCGGCAUCGCCGAGGCAAUGGCUCUCCAAGUCCCUUGACACAUGCAUCAAAUAUACGAGAAGGCGAAGGGAAACGCAGAAAAGGCGGUGGAGGCGGACCGACUAAUGAAGCGGGAGGUUCUUCGGAUGGCAGCAACCCCACGCCGGGGCUGACGCCUGUCUUCACGACGCUUGAUUCAGUUGCACCAAAAAAUAAUACGAAGGGCGGUGAAGAUGGAGACGAGGAUGGGGUGUGUCUCGUGGACGCAUGCGCGUUGCAGCGUCGUCUGCAGCGCAAAUUGGCCAAAACACCCCUUAGAGCCGCCGCAACGCCAAAGGUGGACGUUCCCGCAAACAGUGGGAGCUCCUCUUUUGUAGCAAUGGAGCCCCCAGCAGUGGCACCAAUUGGGGACUCCGCUAAUAGCAGUGCCGUGGACGGAGCUGCGGGCCCUAGUUCUGCUCACAGAGGCUGUGAGGGCAGUUCCACGGGUGGGAAUGUUCAACAAUCCCACUGGCGGACCGUCUCUCAGGAAAUCGCCAGGUUUUGUGCGGUUGGAGCAGAAAAGGUGGAAUAUUCAGGUGAGCAAUACAUUACUUUGCUUCUGCCCUUUUCCACCCUUCCAGGGAAGUCUGCAGACGUAGCACCACAAUUGGGAGCAACAUCCCCUUUUCAUAACCUUGUUUCUGCGACUAAUCCGGACGAUUUUCCACGAACGGAGUCAGCUUCCGUGCUGUUUUCGCCACGGCAAGGCAACUCCAGUGGAGCUGAAGCCUCAGGCACAUGCGAUGCGGCGCGUCAAGCGGCCCCCGGAUCGACGCUUUCCCUUGAAUCUGAUGCCAGUGGCGCCGCCGAUGUAGACCUGACUCGUCCCGGACUAGAGGAUGACCAGACUGUCUAUGUAUUUGAGGAACUCUCGGAGCCCAUCGAUGUGUUUCUCUCAUACCUUUCUCCAGUGCACUACAACGCCUUGAGUCUAGCUGUUGAUAGAACCUCCCCCAAUGCGGAGAAUGCGACCCCCCAACCUAGCAAGGAGAGCUCCCUGGGAGAAAACGCACCUGUGUUUGCUACCGAGACGGCGCUGCCAUUCCUAAAGCGGGUGCGCUCAGAAAACGUAGUCCCGGGUCUCCUGCGCCCCGCGGAGACGGAGCUGCCGUGCGUUGGGGGGUCUGCGUGA
This is a messenger RNA of Trypanosoma conorhini, 2550 nucleotides long. RefSeq lists its product as uncharacterized. The coding region runs from base 1 to 2550 and encodes 849 amino acids. The record is from RefSeq and is a predicted model, not a curated record. Lineage: Eukaryota; Euglenozoa; Kinetoplastea; Trypanosomatida; Trypanosomatidae. The transcript has a single exon. Gene Ontology annotation, biological process: protein deubiquitination. Gene Ontology annotation, molecular function: cysteine-type deubiquitinase activity.